GUCCGAAUCUCACUGGAAGUUUGAGCGUCUCGAGCGCUCCACGGAAUUAACGGCAGCAGCACCAGCGCGUUAAGCUGCGCGGGGCCGCGAGCGGAUUGUCCACCAUCUCACCGGGAACAUGAACAUGGCACUGAACAGGUCACCCUCUGCCACGGAAAAUUGGAACGGGGCUCCCGAGCGCAUGCGUGUUUCCACUGUGAAGAGUGAGUCCUCUUCAAUGCAGAGCAAGAAACUCCGCUGUCUUGCCCGUGAUAUCUCUGAACUGGGCCAGCAAGGCACUGCCAGCAGUGGGCACGAUGCCAAUGACAUUGCUGAGGACACGGAGGAGCCAGGCCCUGGUCCAGGAGGAGGACUGUGUUUUGCAGACGGCCGCAGAAGAGUGGACUACGUUCUUGUUUAUCACUGCAAGAGACGUCAGUCCCAACACCGCCACUCUGUUGUCUCUAACGGUAACGUGCCGUCUCAAACCCCCACCCCAUCACGCAGGAGUACAAAGGGUGAUAUUUCGGAGGCGGUGCUGGAGGCGGGGCUUGGGAUGGAACCCGCCAACGAACUACAAGAUAAAAUCAGGGAGGAAUUUGAAAGAAGACUUCAGGAGGAAGGCUUGGAGAUUGAACAUGACAAAGAGAUGAGGACGGUCCGGUUUACCCGUCUCCAUGUUCCCUGGUCCGUUCUCAGUCGUGAGGCAGAGCUUCUUAAGAUCAGAGUGCCGACUAAAAAGAGAUGUCAAGAGAUGUGUGACGAGCAUCUUAAUUUCACCAUGUGUCCUCUAUGUGAUCGUGUGUGUGAUUACUGGCAGCUGAGCAGUAUCUGCAGUACGGCGCGUGCCAGCUAUCUGUUUGAUAACCAUGCCACCGUGGGCUUCGCCAUCUUUAUGUCCCUCUGGGCGGCAGUGUUUCUAGAGCACUGGAAAAGGAGGCAGCGAUGUUUACAGCACAGCUGGGAUCUGACAGGCAUGGAAGACGAUGAGGAAAGGGCUGAGAAUGAGCUACGACCAGCAUAUGAGGACUUUCUCCUUAAGAAACAAGAGAAGAAGGCAAAGAAGAAGAAGAAGGAAGAGCCGGACGCAGGAACGGAUGACAAAGGAAGAGAGAAGCUACUGUCUGCUAAAGGAGGACAGUCACCGCUUGCCUCCGAGUCUUUGUCAUGGACAGACAGGCUGCCAGGGUACUGCAUCAACAUAUCCUCUAUCCUCCUUAUGGUUGGGGUCACGUUCUCUGCCGUGUCUGGAGUGAUUCUCUACCGCAUCAUUGUGUUUGCCGUUAUGUCAAUGAACCCUGAUCACGAGGCCAAGGCUAAUGUGCGUGUAACCGUGACAACCACCGCUGUCAUCAUCAACUUGCUGGUGGUUCUGGUGCUGGAUGAGAUCUACGGCGCUAUAGCGGCCUGGAUUACAGAGCUUGAGAUUCCAAAGACUGAAUCGACAUAUGAGGAGCAUGUGAUCUUGAAAGCUUUUUUGCUGAAGAGCAUGAAUUCAUUUGCACCUGUCUUCUAUGUGGCCUUCUUUAAGGGCAGGUUUGCCGGUCAUCCGGGUGACUAUGUUUAUGUCUUUAAGGAUUUCCGCAUGGAAGAGUGCUCUCCAGGUGGCUGUCUUAUUGAAGUGUGUAUUCAGCUGGGAAUCAUUAUGCUGGGAAAACAGCUCAUUCAGAAUAAUGUGUUUGAAAUUGCCAUUCCAAAGCUGAAGAAGAUGUAUCGCACGUAUAAGGAGGAGAAAGCUGGAUCGGCAGAUGAGGAGGACAAAGAUUCCAAACGAGAACCACAGCGCUGGGAUUUGGACUACGACCUGGAGCCAUAUGAGGGAUUGAGCCCAGAGUACAUGGAGAUGGUUAUUCAGUAUGGAUUUGUCACACUCUUUGUGGCUUCCUUCCCGCUGGCACCAGUUUUUGCUCUGCUUAAUAACGUCAUUGAAAUCCGACUAGAUGCGGCAAAAUUCGUCACUGAAAUACGCCGGCCUGAUGCAGUCAGUGCUAAAGAGAUUGGCAUAUGGUACAACAUCUUGAGUGGAAUCAGCAAGUUUGCUGUCAUUACAAAUGCAUUUGUGAUCUCCUUUACAUCGGAGUUCAUUCCUCGGAUGGUGUAUCAGUAUUUGUACAGUGAGACAGGCAACAUGCAUGGUUAUACAAACCAUACACUGGCUUAUUUCAACACGAGCAACUUUAAACCUGGAACUGCCCCACAUGAUACGGACUUUGACAGACAACUCCGUAUUUGCAGGUACAAAGACUAUCGAGAUCCACCCUGGUCUCCCGAGUCUUACCAACUUUCUAAGCAGUACUGGUCUGUGCUCGCUGCACGCCUGGCUUUUGUCAUUUUUUUCCAGAACUUGGCCAUGUUCCUCAGUAUGCUGGUGGCAUGGUUGAUCCCAGACAUGCCUCGUUCUCUGAAAGAGCAGCUAAAGAGAGAGAAAGCACUCCUGAUGGAUCUUCUGCUCACAGAGGAGGCGGACAAGCAGUGCACCCAGUCACACCCAAUGACAACUACCAAUAAUGAUGUAGUCAUCAAGGGUCUAGAGGAAGGAUCACCAGAAGAGCUGCCUGUCUGCAGUGGAGUAAUGCUAAGCCAGUCAGAUGAAGAGCUGACCAACAGAGAGGAGGAAGAGCUUGAGGAACAAUUAGCAGAGGAACCGAUUGCAUCCACCAGUGAUCUGCCUGAUAGACCUCGACCUUUGACCUGUGAAAGUCUCAAUACAACUUCAGAGUCCCUGUCUAAGAUAGCCUGUCAUGAUGGAUCAUUCACCACACCUCUAGCAUGUUCAAACCAGUCCAUUCAUUCAAUCAAAUCCAGCUCUCUAUCACGACACCGAGAGUUUGACUCGAAUGGACCUCCACCUCGAGACCCAAGUUCCAGGGCUAAGAGCCGUUGCCAAACACUUCCGCCAAGGCACAGAGGACCUGAAGCUGAAGCACAUGCAAACAGACCCAGCCACUCGACGACAUUCACACAUCUCGACCAGAAAGUUCCUCCAUCCUCUUGCGAGCUCACCCAUAUGGUUCCUAGAGGACCAUCUAAAACCAAGCCCUCUGAAAGCCAAACGUCUGUCUCAGAUUCACUGGAUUCAGAGCUCACGAGCAGUCAUUCCAUAUCACUUCCUCGCCCACCAUCCAGACCGGAGCUUGCUAGCAGCCUUUCAACAGUCUUGCCACAUCCUCCUUCGAAACCAGAACUUAUGGCCAGCCAGUCAGCAGGACUACCACGCCCUCCCUCCAAACCAGAGCUGAUGGGAAGCGAAACAAAAGGGCUUCCACCUCGUGAUCCAGGCUCGAAAGUUAAGGGCCGAUGCCAGACUCUUCCUCCAAAGUAUAGAGGCUCAGAGACUUCUGGGGAGAUGAAGACCAGACCUAGUCACUCCACCACCUUCACACACCUCAGUCAACAGAUCCCCCCCUCACCCAGUGAUCUCAAACGUAACACUCCCGUAUGAGUGUGAUAAGAUGAAGUGGAGCAACACUCCACCUUUUCAGCACCUUGCAUCCGAUCACCAUUCUCAGUGCCAGGCAACCCAUGCCAUCAACAACUCAUCAAUUUCUCAUUAAUGACUGAACAAGCAUCUUCAGUAACUCUGGAUGUAGAUCAAUUGUUGGUGGCUUGGUGGAGGUUAACUUGGUUGGUUAACUAGGGGGACUUCUUUGCACAGAAUCACCCUUUUUAUUGGAGGAACGAGUGCAGACAAGUUCGACUUGUGCAUUCUAGGGUACUUUUAUGGAGCCAUCUGACGUGGAUCGAUGACUCCUAAACAUUGUUUUAUACUGUGACUUGCCAUUCUCUCUUUCACAUAUAAACUCCUGUACAGACAUACGCAGAUAUACACACAUCAAAUCUC
Molecule: messenger RNA, 3820 nt
Organism: Sinocyclocheilus grahami
Lineage: Eukaryota; Metazoa; Chordata; Actinopteri; Cypriniformes; Cyprinidae
Product: anoctamin-1-like
Exons: 21
Coding region: 119-3421 (1100 amino acids)
Biological process (GO): chloride transmembrane transport
Cellular component (GO): plasma membrane
Molecular function (GO): intracellularly calcium-gated chloride channel activity; protein dimerization activity
Source: RefSeq, a predicted model, not a curated record